Molecule: messenger RNA, 2503 nt
Organism: Liolophura sinensis
Lineage: Eukaryota; Metazoa; Mollusca; Polyplacophora; Chitonida; Chitonidae
Product: cyclic nucleotide-gated channel rod photoreceptor subunit alpha-like
Exons: 12
Coding region: 212-2503 (763 amino acids)
Biological process (GO): transmembrane transport; monoatomic ion transport
Cellular component (GO): membrane
Molecular function (GO): intracellularly cyclic nucleotide-activated monoatomic cation channel activity; protein-containing complex binding
Source: RefSeq, a predicted model, not a curated record
AGCAGAUUGUCAAAAGGAGAAUGAUAAUGUAAUUAUUAAUUCUGAAAAUAGCAGUCGUGCUAGUUCAUUACAGGAGCCUGGACAAGUGCUAGAGAAUGGCUCACUUCAGUCCGUCGGCAAAAGGUGUAGUGCUAAUAGCGACGCAAUAAGCUGUACACUGAGUGUGGGGGAGGGGCAAGACCCGAGCCAAGCAGCAGGUGACGCUGUGAAAAUGACACGCAAGGCUAAUGUCCCCACGUUGUCAAAGGGCUCGCAGUGGUCCAAGUUGCGGAACGUGAUAAAAGCCAGCGGCGCAGUGAAUCAAGAGUUCAGAAAGCGCAAAAUGAACUCCGGACUUCACAGAGACGACUCUUUCCUCAGGAAGUUUUCUACUCGGAACUACCGUGCGCGGAGCGUGGGGAGCACGGCCGAGAGUGAUGAGGGUGGGGCCAAUGGUUCCCAGCAGAUGUAUAUGUACCCAGAGGAGAUGAUCAAAGAGGAGAGUACUGUCAUCAAAGUGACCGUCAUUCGGCCAGAGGGAUCUAUCAUGUUCUACUGGCUUGCCAUCGUCACUUUGGCCGUGCUCUACAAUCUCUGGACAUGCAUAGCUCGUGAAGCUUUUCCAGAGAUUGUUAAAGGGAGACUGACCAUGUGGAUACUACUUGACGUGAUCUGUGAUAUCAUUUACAUCUUGGACAUCGGGGUUCAGUUUCGAACGGGCUACCUGGAACAAGGCCUAAUGGUCUACUCCUCUAGAAAACUUUAUGAACGAUAUGCCUUCUCUCAGUAUUUCAUCAUUGACAUCAUUGCCAUCAUUCCCUUGGAUUUCAUUCAGUUUGCAAUCGGUCUUCACCCAAUGUUGCGAUUCCCGCGGUUUUUGAAAGCUCAUCGUCUCUAUAGUUUCAUCUACAAGUUAGAAUCCAGGACUCAGUACCCGAAUCUUUUCCGUGUAACAAAUCUCACACAUAUCCUAUUUCUGGGUGCCCAUUGGUUUGCAGCAUUUUAUUUCAUGAUUUCGAAAGCGGAGGGUUUCCAUAGCCACUGGUCUUAUCCGAAGCCCGUAGGAGAGUAUGCCUCUGUAACCCGAAAGUAUCUCAUGUCCUUGUAUUGGUCAACUUUGACCUUGACAACCAUUGGUGACCUUCCUGAACCAAACACAACUUGGGAAUAUGUCUUCGUUAUUGUCAGCUAUUUGAUAGGAGUUUUUGUAUUUGCUACUAUUGUGGGGCAGGUGGGAAAUGUCAUCACCAACAGAAAUGCCAGUAGACAUGAUUUUGAACGACUCCUGGAUGGUGCCAAGUCAUACAUGAGACGUCACAAUGUCCCUAAAGAUAUGAGAAAACGGGUGCUCAGAUGGUACGACUACGUCUGGUCCAGGGGUCGCAUGGAUGGGAGUUGGGACAUCAAUUCUUUAGGCUUACUACCUGAUAAGCUGAAGACGGAAUUGGCCAUACAUGUUAAUCUUGAGACUCUGAAAAAGGUGACCAUCUUUCAGGAAUGCCAGCCAGAGUUUCUUCACGAUUUGGUGCUCAAAAUGAAGGCCUACAUUUUCACGCCGGGUGACCUGAUCUGUCGUCAUGGUGAAAUUGCCAGGGAAAUGUUCAUCAUUGCUGAUGGUGUCGUUGAGGUCAUUAGUGAAAAUGGCACUGUGAUGACACGAAUGAGCACAGGAGAUUUUUUCGGUGAAAUUGGAAUACUCAAUCUUGAUGAGGGUAUUAACAGGAGGACAGCAGAUGUGAGAUCUGUUGGGUACUCGGAGUUGUUUGUCUUAUCCAGAGAUGAUGUCCUGUCCGCACUCAAAGACCAUCCCGAGGCAGAGAGAUUGCUGAAGGACUAUGGCCGACAGAGACUUAGCGUGGUGAGAAGGUUAGCCAACAUGGACCUUGACAAUGAUCGGCCACCUGACAUCCAAGUCCGUAGCAACAGUAGCCCCUCCCUCCGUGUUCCCAUGGAAGAUAACCCUUCCCCGGUUACGGACUUGCUCAGUAUACAUGUCCCCAGCCCUCGCACAAGCAGACGUUCAAGAUCACACAGCACAUGUUCAGCAAUAGAUUUCAAAGGCUUGAUGAAGGUUGUUGCCCCUUGUAAGAAGACUUGUAAGAAGCCAGUACCUGACAUUGUGGUGGAACCUGCCUCUCCUGACAAGCCAACCCCGCCCAGCCGCACCCAGACUGGUAUUCCCAUUGUGGACAAGGCCGUCAGCCUCGUGGAGACCAUGUUCACAGAAUUUUGGCAAGAAACAGAGAAAAAUUACAAGGAGACUGUCAGGUCAUUGGAGUCAGAAAACCGAUUGAAAGAUAUGGCAAUCACAAACCUGGAGUCAAAGGUUACACAGUUACAGUUUGAAAUCGCCCAGCUGCAGUGUCGAAUAAUGGCAGAAAAGAAAGUAGACAAUCCCCAGCCCAAGGAGAGUCCAGUCCCACGUCAGAGAUCCCUGCCAGAGAAGUCCUUUCCCCCGAUGUCAUCAGAAAUGCGGGGAUUGUCCUUGGAUAUUGUUGGAGACAAGAAAGGCACAGCAGUCUGA